AUGGCGACGCCUGUGUCGCUCGACCGCGUACCACCUAGCACGGUGUCGUACGUAAUCGCAACCGCGAUUAUUGCAGGUGUCACGGGCUUCUUCAUCGGCCAAGGUGCCGCAAUCGGCCUAUUCUCAUCUUCCGCAGCCAAAGCAAGACAGGGCAACCAUCGACUAAAGAGCUCCGAUGCAAAAGCGCAGUCAGCCGAUGAGGACGAAGAGGACUGGGAGAGUGAGGAAGAAGACGAAGAAGAUGAUGCGGGAGAGCUGGCGACCUUUGAGGGGAACACGGACGAGGUGAAGCUCGUGCUCGUCGUGAGGACUGAUUUAGGGAUGAGCAAAGGUGAUUAUUGCUCCCCCUCUGUCUGUUGUCGCCGAGAUGCUAUUGCCGGCAGAGCAGGAGUUUUCUUUCUCGAUCUGCUUGUUUUUCAAUGGAGCUUGCUGACAUUUCCUCUCGCAAUGACCAUAGGCAAAAUCGCUGCGCAAUGCUCCCAUGCCACACUCGCCUGCUACAAAUACUACAUCUCCAAAGCACCCGACUCCCCGAUUUUGAAACGCUGGGAGCGCGGUGGUCAGGCCAAGGUCGCACUGCAAGUCAAGACGGAGGAGGAAAUGCUACUGCUACAGGCACAGGCUCUCAGCCUGGGUCUCUGUGCUCGCGUGAUCCAAGAUGCUGGACGGACACAGAUCGCAAGUGGCAGUAGGACAGUAUUAGGAAUUUUGGGGCCUAAAAGUGUAGUCGACAGCGUGACAGGCCAUCUGAAGCUACUAUGA
Rasamsonia emersonii CBS 393.64 is the source of this 762-nucleotide messenger RNA. RefSeq names its product Mitochondrial peptidyl-tRNA hydrolase Pth2. The coding region runs from base 1 to 762 and encodes 253 amino acids. Lineage: Eukaryota; Fungi; Ascomycota; Eurotiomycetes; Eurotiales; Trichocomaceae. Gene Ontology annotation, cellular component: cytosol; mitochondrion. Gene Ontology annotation, molecular function: peptidyl-tRNA hydrolase activity. The transcript has a single exon. The record is from RefSeq and is a predicted model, not a curated record.